This is a messenger RNA of Mobula hypostoma (lesser devil ray), 5172 nucleotides long. RefSeq names its product zinc finger and BTB domain containing 16a (gene zbtb16a). The transcript is spliced from 7 exons. Gene Ontology annotation, biological process: regulation of transcription by RNA polymerase II. Gene Ontology annotation, molecular function: protein binding; DNA-binding transcription factor activity, RNA polymerase II-specific; RNA polymerase II transcription regulatory region sequence-specific DNA binding. The coding region runs from base 287 to 2263 and encodes 658 amino acids. Gene Ontology annotation, cellular component: nucleus. The record is from RefSeq and is a predicted model, not a curated record. Lineage: Eukaryota; Metazoa; Chordata; Chondrichthyes; Myliobatiformes; Myliobatidae.
AUUUGCUACAUUAAAACAGAGAGGUGUAUGAGUGUGAGUGCGGCGCGUACUGUGAACUGUUUUGUAUGCUGCGCUAAUAAUAGCGUGCAUAAUUCGGUAAGAACCUCGAGACUGAGGCUGUGCUGAAUGAAAAGACGAUUGUAUUUAUAUAAAAAAGGCAAACCUAUUUAUACCCAGAGAGGAAAAGAAGGUAACAAAACACCUCUACGACAAGCCGUGUAACCAGUCAUACAGACAGCCUAAUGAAUUGGCCCAGCGUACAGAGGAUCUGUGAAUUUGAUUAAAAAUGGGAUUAAUAAAGCUUCAGAACCCUAAUCAUCCCUCAGCGCUCCUUCAUAAAGCCAACCAGAUGCGACUGUUGGGGACUCUGUGUGAUGUGGUUAUCCUGGUGGACAGCCAGGAGUUCCACGCCCAUCGCACCAUCUUGGCCUGUACCAGUAAGAUGUUUGAAAUCUUGUUUCUGCGCAACAGUCAGCAUUACACCUUGGACUUCCUUUCACCAAAGACGUUCCAACAGAUCCUGGAAUAUGCUUACACUGCCACACUCCAAGCCAAAGUAGAGGAUUUGGAUGAUCUGUUGUAUGCAGCAGAAAUAUUGGAGAUUGAGUACUUGGAGGAGCAGUGUCUGAAGAUACUGGAAACUAUUCAGGCAACGGAUGAUAAUGAUACAGAGAUGACAGCUGCUGAAGAGGAGGAUGGGGGAAAAGCCAGAUUUAACAAGAAUGUAUUGGUUACUAAGCAAAUUUCUGGUGAAGAGGCUGCUUACAUGACUAACCAGGCCAUGCCAACUGGGACAAUGGAAGAGCAGAGCCCCUCCGUGUCCACUUCGUUUGGACUUUCAGCAAUGAGCCCCACCAAAGCUGCCGUAGAUAGUCUUAUGAGUAUUGGGCAGUCUAUUAUUCAGGGAUCUCUGCAGCAAGCUUCUACAGAUGAAGCCUUCUCUGCUGGCAGCAGGCAUUCCAUGGUAAUCGAAGUCAAGCACGAAAUGAUGCAGGUAGAGGAGGAUGCUAGUCCCAAAAUGGGAGAAAUGGGUUCUUCAGGGGGCGAGAAGGUAGCUGAUUCAGACAGGUACAAGGAAGCCCCCGGUACGCCAACGCGAAGCAGCGUCAUCACCAGUGCCCGUGAACUGCAUUACGUUCGUGAAGAGAAUUCUGGAGAGCAGCCUCCUGAAUCUGGACUUGGGCCACAGGUGGGGAUAGAGAACAGUUCCAGUGCGCAGGGUGAGAGGCACACUGCGUUGUACCCCCUUCAAUUCAACCGCAGGACUGAUGGCCUACUGGAGGUGCCAACUUCCCUAUCGUCUGCACUGCACGUGCAGCCCACACUCUCUGUGGCGAUGGACUUCAGCGGGUACGGAGGGCUCCUGCCUCAAGGCUUCAUUCAGAGGGAGCUUUUCAACAAGCUGGGCGAACUCGCCGUGGGCAUGAAGACUGAGAAUAGAUCUACCAGCGAGAGGUGUAAUGUCUGUGGCGUAGAACUAUCAGACAGCGAAGCCAUUGAGCAACACAGGAAGAUGCACAGUGGAAUGAAGACCUAUGGGUGCGAACUUUGUGGUAAACGGUUUCUGGACAGCUUACGGCUAAGGAUGCAUCUCCUUUCACACUCAGCAGGUGCAAAGGCCUUUGUUUGUGACCAGUGUGGAGCACAGUUCUCUAAAGAAGAUGCCCUGGAAAGUCAUCGACAAACCCACACCGGUACUGACAUGGCGGUCUUUUGCUUGCUUUGCGGGAAGCGUUUCCAGACACAGAUUGCGCUGCAGCAGCACAUGGAGGUGCAUGCUGGUGUCCGCAGCUACAUUUGCAGUGAAUGUAACCGAACCUUCCCGAGCCACACAGCACUGAAACGCCACCUCCGGUCUCACACAGGUGACCACCCUUAUGAGUGCGAGUUUUGUGGGAGCUGCUUCCGUGACGAGUGUACUCUGAAGAGUCACAAACGCAUCCACACUGGGGAGAAGCCCUACGAGUGCAAUGGCUGUGGCAAGAAAUUCAGUCUUAAGCACCAGUUGGAGACCCACUACCGGGUUCACACAGGAGAAAAGCCCUUUGAGUGUAAGCUGUGUCAUCAGCGGUCGCGGGACUACUCAGCAAUGAUCAAACAUCUCCGCACCCAUAAUGGGGCCUCCCCCUACCAGUGCACGAUAUGCUUGGAUUACUGCCCGAGUCUCUCUGCUAUGCAGAAGCACAUGAAAAGCCACAAACCUGAGGAUAUCCCACCAGACUGGAGAAUAGAGAAGACUUAUCUCUAUCUGUGCUACGUCUAAUCAUCAAAAAGAGAAUAAGGAAAUAAACAGUGCUGUGAACGUGGAGAGGAGUUCUUUUUUUUUAAUUGUUUUGAACCAUUUUCUGUGUUGUGCACAGUAUGCUUGGAUUACCUCGUGUUGUAUGACCUCGUUCAGUUAAUGUUAUUUUUGUUCCCCCAUGCGCUUGUCUCCCUCUAGCCUACCACCUUGAGCCAUUUAAGUAUGUCAGGCAGUGGUAAAAGGGUUAAGUACUUAAAAGACUGCCAAGUGCCAGGGCAGAGAAAGCAAUUUAUUUUCAAAUUUAUACGAGUGUGUAGUCAUUACCAAAACUGGUAUUUUUUUUUUGUUAUGUUUUUUUUUAAAGAAAUAAUGACCCGGGUUGGUUGAUUUGGCCAGGGUCAAAAUUUAUUCCAAAAGCUACCUCUUUAUUUUAUUUUGUCAAGUUCCUAAAGCACAGUUGCAGUAUUUUUGUUUCUAAUUGUUGCCGGGAUCGUUCAUCUCAUGCUUGUUGCUAUUUGCUGUUUGUAUUGGCAAGAUUACAGCACCUAUCUGUAAAGGGGUUGUGGGAAUGUAGCUAAUUUUAGAGGUGGGGGUGGGAAGUGGGAUGGGUGGGGAAUGUGUUAAAAACUAAACAGAGGUAAGGACAGAGCUUGCUACACAUGGCUCUUUCCUUUCGGUUUGACAGCAAAAAGGGAAUGGGGCUGGCCUUAAAAUGAAAAUGCUUGUCCUAAAGAUUGGAAGGGCAACCAUUGGUGACUGGGUUUCUAAAUUGAGAUAACUGGGCAAAACAAAAAAAGUGUUAAAGCUUGGAUUACAAAAACAGUUAAUGUAUCUUUGUUAAAAUGUGAAGGAACAAGAAAAGAAGUAUCACUUGGGACAGAAUCUGGACAUUUGGCUAACGUGCGGUGUGUGUGUGUGAGAGAGAGAGAAAAACAGAGAUUGGAUGUUUAAUGAGGGAUUUUAGUAAAGAAUAUUAAUACACUGAAUAUAGAGGGUGAGGAUUUUUUGGUUCUUUGGGGCUGAGGCAGAUCUCUGUGAAAUUCAGACAGAAAUGAUUAGAUAUUUACAAAAUUGUGAUAUUUUUGUAAUAUUUGUUGGUCCUUUUUGUAGGUUUGCGAUGAGUUCCAUCCCUUUCCACCUCUGUGAUGUGAAUAAUUUUUUUUGUGAAUAUGUGUGGGAAUUGAUGCAGUGUCGUUGUAUCCCAAUGUUAUUCCAUGCAUUUAGCACUAAAUCAAAAACAGAGAAGUUAUUUCAUAGUAUAAACUCUAGUUAUGAAUAAAAUCAGGCAGCACGUUGGAUAGACUUGCUGAGGGAGGAGAGGUAGGGGGUGGAAGAGGGACGUUCUCUUGCCAAACAAUGUAGGAGGCAAUUGGAUAUAAUGUUGCAUCUGACUGAAGGAUCUUUUAACUUGACCGUGUUUCAUGAAGAAUGGUUUGUUAGUUGUGAUUGGUAAUGAGUAAAAUUCUUGCUAAAGCUGCACAGGGCCAAAAACCCUUCCAAAAUUUCUGGCUUUAUUCUCCUGCCUAAUCUAUCAUCUUCCCUACCUCCACCCUUAUUCUAAUCCCUCGUUCCCUCUCUUCCCCACUUUCCUGCCUUUUAUUCAUUCAUUAUCGUGUCAUUUUGCAACCCCAAUAACUAACUCUCUCUGUUGCAUCUCUCUCUCUGUCACAUCGCCCCCUCCCUCCCUCCCGCUGUUGCGUCAUCCCCUCUCCCUCUUGCUGUCGCAUCUCCCUCCCCCCUCCCAUCUUAGCAUUCCCUUCUCAGUCUCCCUUCCCCCCUCCUCUUCCUCCAUGCUCCCCUUCCUUUUUCCUACCUCCAUACCUCCGUAACACUGUCACCUGUUUCUCCUCUUCCAUAAAGUUUCUUCCCAAAUGCACUUCAGUUCUUAAAGAAAUAUUAUGGACUACUAGUCCCCUCGAUUUUGGAAGGAAAAAUGUAAGGAACAGGGAAUAAACACUUGGAUAAAGAUUGGGCUUUCUCACAGAAAAGCCCUGUACUCAAUUAUAGCACUUCUGCAAUGGAAGAUAUUUUGAUGUAAUACUGACUGUCCACACUGGAACCCCAGUCCUUGCUGUUACUUUCCUCAGAAUAGCUGAACACAGAACAAAUAUGUUGGAACUGCAAAUAGAUGGCAAUUCAGCCAGUUAAUAAUUUAAAAUACUUAACAAAAGUGUAACUUCAUUUGUUUAACACGUGAAACGUUUAAGGUUUAUUAACUGCAGCACUUGUUUUCCUUGAAAUAAUGAUGUUGCUCCAGACGUGACAGAUCUGACCUGCCACAAUUGCCAUGCGAAUUACUGACUCACUGCAAUGCGCACUUAGUUGAUGUUGUCAGAAAACACUAUGGGGAAAGCUCCCCUUUAACAGAAAAUUGAAAAUGCAUAUUCUCUCAAAUUUUCUGGAAUGUGCAGUUUCAAAAUUACAGUUUUGUUGCUGGUGAACUUAAUGUACAGAAACUAAGGUAGUCUAGUGUUUUCAUUUGGACGGUGGACAUGGAUGGCUUGGUUGAUGGCCUAUCUUUGGGUUUAACCAUCAAAGCUGGAAGAAAGCAAAACAAAAGAGAUGGCAGAUGCUGGCAUAUGGAGUGGAAGAGAGAAUGCUAGAAGAUGUCAGCAGAUCAAGCAGCAUCUGUAGAGUUAAAAGAUGUAAGCUGAUGGUUCAGGUCAAGACGCUGCAUCAACUCAGUGUUAACUUGCAUCGUUUGCCUCCAUAAAUGCAACUUCACCCUCUGAUUUCUCUUAGCAUUCUGUUUGGAAGAAGCCAAAACUGUUUGGCAAUUUGCAAAUUUUCUCCAGUACUAAGUCCACUUAGUCUCACCCAGGGUGGUGUAUUAUCAGAACAAAUACCACAUGAUAGUAUGUCCACAGGGUAGUGCCUGGAUUCUUGCAGGAUCAUAUUCUGUUGCAUGCAAGCUGAUCAUAAGAAAGUAA